UUUUUUGGCCCUCUUCUGUCUUCGUGUUUAGGUGAUGGUGGUGGCGGAUUUGAACCUGAUCACUGAUCAUAUGGUUCGAGUUUGAUUGCGAGGUUUUAGAUCAUAGUGUUCAUUGCUCUGACGUAGGUAACGACUGAGAAAGUUGAGACACAUAUUGGUAUAUCUUAUCGACUGGUUUAUCAUCUUGUAAAAUGGCUGAACCCCUUGACCAAGAAAAUGUUUGCCAAAACACGAAUCAUGUGUAUGCCAUUAACAGUGGAGUGUUGUCAUUCCACCUAGCCCUGUUACCCAAAUUGAGAACACUGACUCAUAUGGAUUUAUCAAAUUGUAAAAUAUCUACAUUACCAGAGGCACUGAGUGAUUUAGUUGCCCUGCAAUGCUUACAAGCAUCAAACAAUCUGUUGACUUGCUUGCCCUCAUCCAUUGGCCAGCUGAAAAGUUUGUCCCGACUUGUCUUGCCUCAAAACUUGCUGACAACUUUGCCUGAUUCCUUCGCUGAACUCCGAUCAUUGGAGUUUUUAAACUUAUCGCACAAUCAACUGCAAGCAGUUCCAACUUGCUUCCAGGAAGGUGUUGUCAGAAUCUCUUAUCUUGAUGUGUCUCACAACCACAUAGAAGACUGGAGCCUUGCGCCCAUGUGUGGACAUGCACUGAAAGUUUUGAAUUGUUCCAACAAUUGUCUUAAAGCAAAUCCAGCUUGGCUUUGGAGUGACUUUUGCCACUCUUUAGAAGAACUAGACCUCAGUUUCAAUCUGUUUUCCAAUGCAUCCCAAGUGGUGAAAACUUACAACUUGUGGCGGACUGGCGUAACUGUCAGAUUGAAGAACCUCAGGUUAUAUCAGUGUGGCCUCUCUACGCCCCACAUUAAUCUGCUUCAUCAGCUGAAAGUAUUAGAAAGACUUGACAUAGGAAAUACCAAAGAUGACAAGACUGUGGACAUCAAGAGAAAUAAGCGCUCUCUAAACAAUUUUAUUUGGGAAAUUUCGUUCAAACCAUUUCAAUGCACUGGUGUGCUUACUGAGUUGAUUUUAUGUGGACUUGGUUUGUCUACAUUACCAGAUGACAUCAAUUGCCUAGAAGUUUUGGAGAUCCUUAAUUGUGAUGGGAAUAGACUUCAGUGGCUUCCUGAUACAUUUUGUGAAUUAUCUAAGUUAAGAGUUGCUGUGCUCUCAAAUAAUUCAUUACUCUACUUACCUGAUGAAUUUGGAAAUCUGUCUAAUUUAGUAGAAUUGCUGUUGGAUAGUAAUCAGAUAGGAGAGCUGCCAUCUUCCUGUUCCAAACUCCACAGUUUAAAAUGGUUGGAUCUGUACAAAAAUAACUUAGAAGCUCUGCCAUCUUUUCUUGAGGAGGGUCUCGGCAAUCUUUCAGGGGUGGACUUGGAACUCAAUUAUUUCAAUCCAAAGUCCUCUUUGAAUUAUUCUUCAAAGUUGUACACAUCUUUAAAAGAUGCAAUGCACAUUAAAGUGCAAGUAGGUGCUAAGAAUGGACUGAUUCGACGCAGUGGUCUCCAGAAACCUGACACACACAGUGAUUAUUCCAGUGAUUCUCAAGCAGAUAGACUUUGGCUUAGCGACAAUGAGUCAACAGUAUCUGACAAUGACACAGAAGAUCUUGUAGAAAGUUCUUACAAUUCUCUCAAAGAAAGUACUUUUAGUACUGAUGUUUCCCGUGACGAUGAUGAAGAUUGGGAUUUGGAUGAAGGACAGGAUGAUUAUUUUGAUCCAACAGUCAAACAAACAAGAACUCAUCUGACGAUGCCAGCCAGAGCUUUAAUCAUACACGAAGUGGUUCUUCAUUCUGGUUCUUUUUUACCUUCCGACAUUCAUCCAUCUCCUUCAAUCCGAGCCGACAAGAAUCCCUUUGUUCCUGAUGAUGGGCAGUUUGAAGAUGCUUGAAUUAAAAUCCUAUUUUAUACUCUUUGGAAAUCCUCAUUGAAGAACAAUUUCAGAUUUGUUUUCUCUUUAAACCAUUUAAAUUUUUCAGAAAAUUUGAUCCAUUUGUAUUAAGUUUGUGAGGGGUAAUGGAGUGUUGGCGCAACAGCCGCUAAUUUUGCUGUUUCAGAAAAUUUGGGAUCAAGAUCUUAUAUUUUAGGUACAAUGUGCGAAAACAGUAUUAUUAUUUUACUGAACUACAUGUCAAAUCUGUUUUGUGUUUUUUUUAUACUUGUACAGUUGUUGUUUAUAAAACAGACAUCUGUUCUGUUGAGUUUUGUUAUAGGUGUGCUUGUAGAGAGUGAUAUUUUCAUGAAAUAAGUCUGUUUAAUUGACGCAUGUGUAUGUGAUAUGGACUGUUUGUGGUGUUUGAAUGAGGUUUGAAGACUCUCUUUGUUAUCUUCAAUAAGGAAAAUUUUAUAAAUAUAAUUUAAUAAUUUUUUGAUUGAAAGAAACUUUAAUUUUGCCUGUGGGCAACAAUUUAUCAAAUCAUGUUUGAUUUUACUUUUACUAAGAAUUUCUAAAUGGAUGUCAAUAUGUGGGUAUGAUAUGUUCUCACUGUUGUUAUAAUAAACUUUGAUUCUGAUUCCUUAAUUA
Thrips palmi is the source of this 2528-nucleotide messenger RNA. Its product is annotated as leucine-rich repeat protein soc-2-like. Gene Ontology annotation, molecular function: protein binding. The coding region runs from base 192 to 1895 and encodes 567 amino acids. The record is from RefSeq and is a predicted model, not a curated record. NCBI's taxonomy places the organism in Eukaryota, Metazoa, Arthropoda, Insecta, Thysanoptera, Thripidae. The transcript has 8 exons.